Molecule: messenger RNA, 1747 nt
Organism: Drosophila takahashii
Lineage: Eukaryota; Metazoa; Arthropoda; Insecta; Diptera; Drosophilidae
Source: RefSeq, a predicted model, not a curated record
CAUACACCCCUCAUUCGAUCGGCAAAAUUUCUCUUUCGGCAGCACACAAAAAACUGUUGUAAAUUAACGUAUCUGUACCGUGUUCUUCUGUUGGGUUAUUGGUCCUAAGUGUCUAGACUGCUGCCUGUUUCCCGGUUUUCCUCCAGACCCUACAGAAGUUCCCGAGCCGAAAUCUCAUCUCGAACAAGCGCCGUCCAGUGAUCACCGACCCAACUCAACAGGAAGAACUCUCUGGGGAAUAUCUGGGGAUUGGAAACCGAAUAUCCUGGCAGAAGACGAGCAAAAUGGAGGACCUGCACCAGCAAUCGUUGGCCGCCGCCCGGCACAGUUUGAUUCUGGGCCAUAAACUGGGUGUUUCCCAGCAGCCGCAUCAUUAUCACCAUCAUCACCUGAAUCGUCAGCUCAAUCAGCUAAGUCAGCUCAAUCAGCUCAAUCAGCUGAAUCAGCUCAAUCACCUGGCCCAGUUGAGCCAGCUGCAGCAGCAUCUCCACCAUCAACUGAAUCUCUCGACGGGCCUGAAUCUCAACUUGGGCCUGGGCCACAAGAUGCAGCACCUCAGCCGCCAAAUGCAGAUGCUGGGCAUGGGAAUGGGAAUGGGAGUGGGACUGGGUCUCCACCUGAAUCUCGAUCUGGAGGUGGACAGCAGUGCGAGCAGCACCACCAGCAGUGCCAGCAGCACCAGCACGAGCAGCGAUCAGGGGCAAGGACAUGGAAAUGGGAUAGGGAUUGGACUUGGAAUUGGCAUUGAAACGGGAGCCAAGGUCCAAGGCCAAGUCCCCUGUGCCCAUGACCCUGCCCAGGAUAAUGGUGAUUCGCUGAGUGUCCAGGGUAGCCAGGUCAAGGAGGAGGAGGGUGAUUCACUGGGUAAGAAGGACAGGGAGCUGGAACCUGACAUCCUGCUGAAGGCGGCCAACUCCAAGCUGAAUGCCGAUGCGAUGGCCUACACGAUGCCCCCGAAAGUGGAGACACUGCUGCCACCGAAGCCCAGCCAAAGUGCCCGGGACUUUCGCCUAAAUGCCGAGGCGGCCGUGUUCAAACCCUCGUUACUCGGCCUGGGUUCGCUGGUUCAGCCCCUACUUCCGGUGGUCUCACUGCCCCUGCUGCCCACUCCCCAGCCGCAUCCUCAGCUGCAUCCCCAGCUGCAUCCGCAGCUGCAUCCCAAGCAAUAUAUCCGCUGGCGGAAGCAGCCGCUGCCGGAUCUCUUCACCGCCGUCCUCGCGCUGAUGAGGGAACUGGGGCGAUCCGUCAGCUAUCCGGAGAUCAUAAACACUUUGGCCCUGCGGCUGCAGCGACCGGAAGUGGAGCUGAAGCGCCAUGUGCCGCACACCCUGCACGCCGCCGUGAACAAUGGGUAUCUGCGGAAGGAGGGCAAUCGGUACUCACUGGUCUCCGAGCUGGAGCAGCUGGAGAUCAUGCGGCGCAACCAGGAGGCCGCCAUGCGGGCCAAGGAGCUGGAGAAGGAGCCGUUGUCCUGGCGCAAGCGUUAGUCUCUCCAGAUAUAUUUGAGCCACAUCUCGCAUCCACAUUCCUCAUCUCUGCAUCUCCCUGCAUCACUUCGUAUUUUUUAUACCCUUGAGCUAGCACAGCACUCGCGGCUAUGAGAUUGUAGUCCUGCGAGUCGCACCACCCAGAGCCACGAGUCCUGUGCCGCCGACGAGCCCUGCUAAAGACUGGUUUUACUGUACGUGAACUGCGUCCGCGGAGCCGUGCGAUCCUUGUGAUCCUUGAGAUCAGUGAUCCCCGAUCC